UGAAUGGUAUAAAAAGCGGCGAGUGUGCGGCAUCUGCUGCAGCUUUACGUCUCACAUGUUCUGCAAAGAGUAAGCGUAAGAAGAAGAAGAAGAAGAAGAAGAAUCAGCGGAACAAAAGCGGAAUGACCGAGUGAGACCGUCAGUCAGCAGCAGCAGCAGAACACGGUGUAUGUCAGUUUAAAAGUGCUCGCAGCGAUUCACCGCCAUUUUACCUUAAAAUGGAGCUUCAUGACAAAGACAGAGAGAUUCUGCCUGUUGUGAUUAUUGGUAACGGCCCCUCUGGGAUCUGUCUGUCGUACCUGUUGUCAGGUUACACCCCCUACCUGUCACCUGGAGCAUCGCACCCCAACCCCCUGCUGCACAGCAAGCUGGUGGAGCAGCCUCACCUGUCACUGCUGGAGCAGGAUCUGGAGUACCUGUGUGAGGGUCUGGAGGGCCGAUCGUCCAAUCCCGUGGCCGUGCUCUUCGACUCGCUGCUGCUCCCCGACAGUGACUUCGGACUGGACCACACGUCGCCGCUGGAAUGGCGCUACGAGCCGGAGCGCGCCAUCUCACACCUGGUGCUGGGGAAGGGUUCACCUGGAGGAGCCUGGCAUGCCAUGGAGGGCUCCAUGCUAACGCUGAGCCUGGCUAACUGGAUGGAGCUUCCUGGACUCAAACUGAAGGACUGGAUGAAAGACAAACGCAGAAAUGUGCGUAAUGACCGCGCCACACCAGCAGAGAUCGCCUCUUAUUACCAACACUACGUUUCGCAGAUGUCGCUCGAGCAGAACUUUGCCUGUGGAACCACCGUCACCGCGGUAACCAGGCAGCCCGGCGACCAGGACGGGUCGCCGCCCUGCUGGAGAGUGACGGGGCUGCAGCGCAGAGAGGGGGAGGAGCUGGGAGACGGCUCGGCUGUCUCGGAGGAGGAGCCGUUCUCGCUGUUGGCCCACAACGUGGUUUUGGCGACGGGGACGCACGACAUCCCCGCCAGGCUCGGCGUGGAGGGCGAGUCCCUGCGUUUCGUCUGCCACUCCUUCUGGGAGCUGGAGGCGGCCAUUGCCCGCGGCGAGCUCGACCAGUCCUCGGACCCGGUGCUGGUGGUGGGGGCGGGGCUCACGGCGGCCGACGCGGUGCUGGCCGCUCAUCACCUCAACACGCCCAUCUACCACGCCUUCAGGCGCUCUGUCGCCGACCCGGGACUCAUCUUCAACCAGCUGCCAAAGCUGCUCUACCCCGAGUAUCACAAGGUUCACCAGAUGAUGACUCGGCAGCAGCACCAACCGACCCCUCCCCCUCAGGAGCAGUCACAGAACGUGGACCGCCUCUCCACCGCGUCGUCCCGCUCCUCCUACACGGGCUAUCUGAGCUUCCCGUGUCACAGGGUUGUCGCGUUCCGGCCGAAUGGGAAGUGCGUUCUGGAGUCGGACUCCGGGCAGCAGACGGUGGUCCAGGUCUCCAAGGCGCUGGUCCUCAUCGGCGCUCACCCCAACCUCGCCUUCCUGGAGGACAACGGGCGUCGGCUCGGCGUGGACCCCAGCGAGCCGAUCACGUGCCGGCGGAACCCGAUUGAGGUCGACCCGUUCACGAACAAGGUGGCAGCGGCAGACGGGCCGGGUCUGUACGCCAUGGGCCCGCUAGUCGGCGAGAACUUUGUGAGAUUCCUGAAGGGCGGAGCCCUGGCAAUCGCAAGCGACCUCGCCAAAAGACAAAGAGAGGGGUGGACGGACGGAGACAAACGGAGGAACUCAAAGAUCUGCGAUCUAGACUCGUAGCAGUUCUUAUUUCAUUUUAUUUUUUAUUUAUUUUUAAGUGGAAGCAAAUAGAAAAGUCCAGAGGUCCUGAAGAAAAGUGCUGAGUCGCCGCAGGACGAGCUACUGGACUCGCGGCGUCUUCCCGAUCUUACUGUAAACCCACAGUGGAUUUAUUAUUUUUUUUAUAUAUACUAUGGUGUUAAAUUGUAAAUGUAAAAAGUGAAACAACUUGACGUUCAGUGUAAGAAACGAUAACAGGCGCCCCCUUGUGACGCGUCACAGUAAAACACGCUGCACUCACA
Molecule: messenger RNA, 2038 nt
Organism: Solea senegalensis (Senegalese sole)
Lineage: Eukaryota; Metazoa; Chordata; Actinopteri; Pleuronectiformes; Soleidae
Gene: osgn1
Product: oxidative stress induced growth inhibitor 1
Exons: 8
Coding region: 219-1757 (512 amino acids)
Source: RefSeq, a predicted model, not a curated record